Molecule: messenger RNA, 765 nt
Organism: Triticum aestivum (bread wheat)
Lineage: Eukaryota; Viridiplantae; Streptophyta; Magnoliopsida; Poales; Poaceae
Exons: 2
Coding region: 102-440 (112 amino acids)
Source: RefSeq, a predicted model, not a curated record
AUACCAACUCGCACGCCACGUUUCCUUCCAAAGAAAAAAAACUCGCACGCCGCGUCGAUUUAGGUUUCCAGAGGUAAACUCGCGCGUGGGGCGGAAAGAAAAUGGCACAGCGGAUCUCCUCGACGCCGUGCGACGCGUCCGGCCGCGAGGCGACGGAGGAGGCGCCUCUGCUGGACGUCGAGAAGGGCGUACCCGAAGAACGCGGCACGGCGUCGCCGGCGGACGAUGGGGGCGUGGAAACGUCCGGCUGCCGGCGCUUUUUCCAGGGGUUCUUGGCCGUUGUGUGGCUGUACAUGGUGAAUCAGAUGAGGAAAGAUUAUAGCGCCUGCGAUAAUGCCGAAACGAGACCGGUCAUGGCGCUUCUGAUGGUAGUGAUCGCCUUUACUGUCGCCAACGUGUUUCACUUGGUCAGCACACAGCCUGCGUACCCUCCGGCAUAAUUUACCUCCGUGUUUCACUGAUUUAUUUGGUAGCCCACUUUUACCUAAUAAAGUACUUAUUCGUCGACGAAUAAGUGUACAUGUAAUAGGACAGAUUAUGAAGUGGGGUAAAAAAAAUACAAGAAAGAUGCAAGCUACCAUCUUUCUCCUCUUUAAUUACCUCAACCUCAAUGAGCUAAGUGCAUGUAUGAAGUGAGUAGACCAUGUGUUAAAUGUUAUCGGUCUUGAUACCGUGGGAUGUAAGAGAACCAUUUUUUCUACUUUAAAGCACAUUGAGAAGAUAGAAAUACACUCUUUUAUGGACAAAUUUCGAUUGCCAAACUUA